GGGACCACCCAAACAUAAACUUCCCGUCCCGCGUUUUUCUGAUCUGAUGUGACCACGUUGAUUUAAUCCUUUCUCUUAAAUGUUCCAUUCUCAACCGUCCGAUCAAAAACUAUCGUUUACGUAAGGAAUUGUACAAUGCCCUCUCCUCCCAACUCCCUCUCUCUCUCACGCACAAACACACACUUCGACAUUUUUUUCAGAGCUUUUCUUGAUCACUCUCGCCCGCUGCCAGCUUUGAGCUCUGGACUUUCCAAGAAGUAAAGUUUUUUUUCUUUCACUGUCCAAAGCGCGGCGGAUACGUGGUUCUUCUUCCCCCAGGCUUUCGUUUUUUCCGUUACUGACCGCCGUUUCAUUCUGCAUUACCUGUACUCAGGCUGAGCUGCCUGCAUCAUUGUAAAUCGAGUAAAAAAUGUGCAGCUGAAAAGGAUCUGUAGGGAUUAAGACCUAUCCAGUCUAUGGAUUUCCAGUUAGAGCUCGAAAGGGAUUCAAGAGAUUAACCCUUUGGAACUUCUGUAAAGACCAUGUUGCCCCAAGCAAGCCAGAGGGCAAAUAUGCAAGGCUGGUUUAAACCUGAAGAGACUAAUUUGUCAUAUGCUGAUCUUCAUCAAGAAAUUACAAAAGGUGGAAAAAAGGUCUCACCUGAAUCGUCCUGGAAGCAUAAAAAACAACAUGCUGAUAUCAAGGCAAAGGAAGAAGAUGAGCUUGUGAAGUACAUGUCAAAUUUACCAAGCUAUCUGGAGAGAAGAGCAAACCCCCAAGAAAAAGUUUUAAAUAUUGGGGUCCUUGAUUGGGGGCGUCUUGAAAAAUGGCAAUGUAGCCAUAAACAGAUCUUACAUGGGAGUAGUAUCUCUUCACUGUCCAGCAGCAACACAUCUUUGUCGUUUUCUACAGAAGAAUCUUCAGCUCAUUCGAGCGGAGGUCACGGUUGCUCUCUUGCUCGUCAAAGGUUACAACAUCCUUCGCCGCAAUCUCAUCUGACGUCAGUCCCCGUAGAAGGCCAUUUGCCUUUUGUCAAACCUUUUAGGGAAACUGUUGGAAAGUUUCAAGAUCUCGAGGCUGCCCAGAGCAACACCUUCAUUGUUCAGAGAAAAUUCAUCGGAGAAGAUAAAUCUUUUUACAAAAAUAAUCUACAAAUCAAGUUGGAACAGUGCAAGAGAAAAGAAAUGCACCCAAAGAUUGAUUCAACAAUUGGCACUGUGCCAAAUGGGGUAAAAGAUAAUUUGGCAUCUUGUGACAAGGUGAAGAUGAAGAACCAAGUUGGUGAAUUUAUGAAGAAAGCUGAGAAGUUCCAAGAAGUUAUUCCAAAAGGGACAAACCAAGAUGUCACUGAAAAAGGAAACACAGUUGCCCUCCUUUUGCCAAGAGAUUUGCCCAAUACGAAUAAUUCGGGAGCAUGUAAUCUUUCUGAUUUAACAACAAAUUCAAAUAAAAAAGAAGCGGAACCUAGUCAGAGGACCUUCCCGGAAACAUCUAAAGAGGCUCACCAUGCAGAGCUCAGGUCCAAUUUCUGUCAUUCAGGUCCGUUGCCUUGUGAACUUGAUGGCAGUAAACAUUUAUGGUUUAAAGCCAUGGGUUCUGUAGAUGCAAAUGGUACUGACUAUAUGUCAGAAAGAUCUCGUUCUGUACCUCGUGCAGCAAAGAUAGACACUAAUUCUUCCAGAAGCAUAAAUCUAGAGGAGAAAAAACUAAAUGCAACACCCGUUGUGUGUGCUGCAAAUGAGGCUUGCAAAGGAUCAGACCAAAAAGUAAUCAAGGUUGCAUCUGAAAAUGUACGAAGCACUUCACCUUUUCGUCAUUUUAGUUUCAGCAUGGGUAAGACAGGCAAAAUUUCCGGCCCCAACGAGGGUUCUAUAUCUCAGGUGAGCUCAACAUGUAGUUCUGCCAAAACUGAUUCAGAGAAUCCUGUUGGUUCUUGUGUUGAUACAUGUUGUGGUGAUAAACUCAAUGCUAAAAGCAGAGCCAGGUCCAGCCCUUUGAGGAGACUAUUAGACCCACUUCUGAAACAAAAGGAAUUUAACGGUGGCAACCAGUUUCAGGACUCAGUUUUAACAAAAGGUGCCUGUAAAUCAUCAGAAUGGCUAAGACAUUCAACCGCAACUUUGCUGUCAGCGAAAGUGAAAUCAAAUACAAUCAGCCAUUGCACAAUCAAUGGAAAUGAUUCAGUACAGAACAAAAAGCAUGGAUCUUCAGCGGUUCAAGCUCUUCUCAGAGUUCAAAUUAAGAAUGGGUUGCCUCUGUUCACGUUCGCUGUUGAUAAUGAGAGUAGCAUUCUUGCAGCUACAGUGAAGAUGUUACGUGCCUCAGGGAAGGGUGAUUAUGGGUGCAUUUACACAUUCUUUGCCAUUCAAGAAGUCAGGAAAAAGAAUGGAAGGUGGAUAAAUCAAGGAGCGAAACGCAGAGGUCAGGAUUAUGUCCCUAAUGUUGUUGCCCGGAUGACGGUUUCUGGUUCUGAAUUUUCUCAUUUCUCCAGGCCAAACCAUGUGGAUCAAUUUAGCAUUAGAGAAUUUGUUCUUUUUACCUUGGCUGUAGAGCAGGCAAAUCUACACGCAUCUGAUUUCCAGCCAAAUGAUGAGCAGGCAGCUAUUGUUGUCAGGAUCCCAAAAAGGAACAGAAGUUCAAUCAGAGAUGGGUAUUUGAUUGAUAAGCAUAACAACUUGCCUGGGGCUGCAUUGAAAGAGCAUCUGCCAGAAGUAAAACUUGAAUUCGAUCAUGGGAAAAAGGAUCCUUUUAUGGGUGGUCAAGACAUUAGAGCUACAGUUAUACUUCCAAGUGGUGUACAUAGCCUUCCAAAUAAAGGUGAACCUUCAUCACUGAUUCAACGAUGGAAAUCAGGUGGAGCAUGUGACUGUGGUGGUUGGGAUUUGGGUUGCAAACUUAGGAUUCUUUCUAACAAGAGCCAAAUCAGCCAGCGGUCUAGUUCAUUGAAAGGUUCUUCAAUUUCUAAUCAAUUUGAACUUUUCUAUCAGGGAGGAUUGCAAGGCAGCAAGCCUUUUUUCAGCUUUGCCCUUUUAAAGGAUGAGAUCUAUUCAGUUGAGUUCAAUUCAUGGCUUUCGCAUAUGCAAGCCUUUUCAAUUUGUGUAGCAGUUUGGGAUAGUAGGAAACAAUGUGAACUUUCAGAACCAGUGACCUCUUCUGAAGAAGCAACCUUGGGGGAAACCAUAUUAAAUGACAGAAUAAUUUCCCCUAAUCCUUUGGAAGGAGAGCCUCCUGCUAGAUAUGUCUCGUAUCCACCCCUUUCGCCGGUUGGAAGGGUCUAAUUUCACACAAUGAAUGACGAUGUAAUUAAAUGAUAAAGAUAUAAUUAUAUAUUUCUGGUUUGUUGAUUGGGUAAUGCUAAGUGAGAUAUCUAUCACCGGUGAGGGUCGCCAAUGAAAAAUAAGAACUAAUGAACACGGCUUGUUGAUAAUAGCCAGGGACAGGUCCCCCUCGAGCUUUGGAUCAUUGUAUUUUGAUUUACUUUCGACAACAACAGAAGUGAUAUCGCCUGUUGUAUGAGAAAAUAUUUUCAUCAAUGAAAGUUUGCAUAUAAUCAAUGGAUGAUAUCUGCUUUUUCUCCUUACUCUUGAAACUCCACAUGCUUGAUGGUUAUGGUGCAUUUAUAGAUGUCCCAAGCAAACUCCCUAAGGACAGGGUAAGUUCUCCGAUUUACAGAACAGUUAUUGAGUAUGUUUUAAGUUUCUGACAGUAGUAGGAGGGAAGAAGGUAAGUUUCAUUUGUUGGGCCAAUCCUUUUAUUCCGGGCUAUUCUAUUUCUAGGCUUUGAUAUCUUAAUUACAGAAUUGGUAUGGAGACUGAUAUCUUAAAUACAGAAUUGCCUGACCGAUCAAGUGGAUCCACAGCUCCACCUCUACUUCCAUUAAGCGCUAGAAAUAAGGAUGGCAAGAACAAGGAAGAACACCAGAUGUUACUAACUGGGAAUUCUUUGGCAUUUACAAGCUCAGUAUGAAAUAUAAGC
Molecule: messenger RNA, 3954 nt
Organism: Durio zibethinus
Lineage: Eukaryota; Viridiplantae; Streptophyta; Magnoliopsida; Malvales; Malvaceae
Source: RefSeq, a predicted model, not a curated record